UGUCCGCUGAGCUGGUCAGCUGUUCCCGACUAGAACCCUAGCCUUGUCUUGGGGUUUUGCCUUCUAGAGUUCCCACCGCUCCCUCCCCCACCGCCGCGGCCAUGGCCAAGCCCGGCCGAGCUCGGCCGGCCGCCCCGUCGGGGUUGGCGUCGCCCUCUUACUCUUCGCCCUCGCGCUCGACCUCCGGUUCGUACUCCCGCUCGCGGUCUCUUUCGCGUUCUCGCUCACGAUCCAGGUCCUUCUCCUACUCUUCCUCUCCCUCCCGAAGCGUGAGCUCUCGAAGCCGAUCCCCUCCGCCGCAGAGAAGAAGUCCAAGUAGAGCUGGUAGACGAGGUCGUUCACCAUCAUCACCACCUAAAAGAGCUUCACCUCCGAGGAAAGCAUCUCCAGUGCCUGAGUCUGUGGUUCUUCACAUUGAUCAUCUGUCAAGCAAUGUUAAUGAAGCUCAUUUAAAAGAAAUAUUCAGUAAUUUUGGUGAAGUAGUCAAUGUGGAGCUGACAAUGGACCGGAUUGUUAAUCUUCCUCGGGGUUAUGGCUAUGUUGAGUUCAGGGAGAGGUCUGAUGCUGAGAAGGCUCUUCUUUACAUGGAUGGUGGUCAAAUUGAUGGAAAUUUUAUCCGAGUAAAAUUUACACUAGCACAACGGCAAAAAGCAUCUCCCCCUCCAAAGGGAAUUCCUCCUGCUCCAAAGAGAGAAGCUCCUCAAAGAGAUAAAGUUGGUGCCGAUGCCGAAAAGGAUGCUCCACAGCGGCCUAGGGAGUCUUCUCCACGUCGGAAACCACCGUCACCUUUGCAAAGACGCUCUUCUCUAGCAAAUCGAAGAGUUGAUUCAGGAAGGCAUCGACCUGAUUCACCUCCUCGUCGUCGUGUGGAUUCCCCUAUACAUUGCCGAGCAGAUUCUUCUCCUUACCGACGUGAAGGCCCACCUCGGCGGAGAGCAGCAUCGCCUCCUAGAAGACAUUCUCCUCCUCCUCCUCCUCCUCCAAGGAGGCAUAGGGCACCUGCAAGGGUCUCUCCACGAAGGAGUCGUGGUAGUCCAGUCCACAAGCGUUCCCCAAUUCCUCCUAGGCGGCGAUCACCUCCAAGACGACCAAGGAGCCCUCUAAGAAGGUCUCCUCCUCGCCAUCAUAGCCGUUCACCUGUUCAAAGGCCUGGUCGUUCCCGUUCUAGAUCGGUCUCUCCUCGCAGGGGUCGGGCACCACCUCAAAGGCGGGGAAGGUCAGAUUCAUCAUAUUCUGAAUCACCCAGUCCUCGUAAGGGAGCUCGAAGGAUAUCAAGAAGUCGCAGUCCUAGAAGGCCUGCUAGAGGAAGAAGCCCCAGCGUCAGCCGCAGCAGCAGCUCCCCUUCCCCUUGAUCUAAUUAGCAUUUUUCAGGUGGUGAGGGUAUGCAGAACAAACUGUGUUUAACGUUUAUUGAGCUCCUUUUUGAAAAUCGUACUAAAUAUUCUGUAGCAGAUGAGUUCCAUCUGUUCUAAAACUGGCUUGAUGGUAUUCAGACAUCAGUUCUGGUAUUAAACUUUAUGUUGUCGCAACAAUUGUUGUUACUGUGGCAUGAUGCCAUUCUUAUAUCUCUGAUAUUAGAUCCAUGAGUCCUUGUCUUU
Molecule: messenger RNA, 1598 nt
Organism: Elaeis guineensis (African oil palm)
Lineage: Eukaryota; Viridiplantae; Streptophyta; Magnoliopsida; Arecales; Arecaceae
Source: RefSeq, a predicted model, not a curated record